UUCCGAAACUAUCCGAACCGCUCCGAAAAGCUCCGAGACGCGUGGGCGGGAGUGCAAGCCGUGACGCUCCGUUCACGUUAAACCCCGCCCCCCUCCUUUACGCGUCGUCCGCACGCCGGCUCUUCAAGCAGAAGAGCGCAGAGACACCGAAAUGGCGGCGGCUAUGGCAGGAGCGACUCGCCUCUCUUACAAUCACAAUUUAACACCAGAAUGGGCCCGACAGGAAGUCAGCACCGGGACGACGAUCAUGGCGGUGGAAUUCGACGGAGGAGUCGUCAUGGGAGCCGAUUCUCGCACGACCACGGGCGCCUACAUCGCUAACCGGGUCACAGAUAAGCUCACCCAGAUCCACGAUCAGAUUUUCUGCUGUCGCUCCGGUUCGGCUGCGGACACGCAGGCCAUUGCGGACGCUGUGACCUACCAGCUGGGCUUCCACAGCAUUGAGCUGGACGAGGCUCCUCUGGUCCAGACAGCGGCCAACCUCUUCAAGGAGAUGUGCUACAAGUACCGAGAGGAACUGAUGGCUGGCAUCAUUGUUGCAGGGUGGGACAAAAGGAGAGGCGGACAGGUUUACACCGUGCCGAUGGGGGGGAUGAUGGUGAGGCAGCCCUUCUCGAUCGGGGGCUCCGGAAGCUCCUACAUCUACGGCUUUGUGGACUCAUCUUACAAGCGCGGGAUGAGCAAAGAGGAGUGCCUGCAAUUCACUGCCAACGCGCUCUCCCUGGCGAUGGAACGCGACGGCUCCAGUGGGGGGGUGGUGCGUCUGGCUGCCAUCUCUGAGUCGGGCGUGGAGCGCAGGGUCAUCCUGGGGAACCAGCUCCCCAAAUUCGCCAGCUGCUAGAGGGGACCCCCCCCUCCGUACUGUACCCCCCCCCCCCCCCCCCCCAACUACAAAUAAACCACGCAUUGCUUCAGCAGGACCGUUUCAUAACUACUGUAUUAAACACAGACUCUGCAGUGUUGGGUUCAGAAACGAAGCGUUCAAAACGACGUAGAAGAAAAAGAAAGACUUCUAGUCCAAACGUCUCGUUUUCAGUUUGUUUCUUUUUUGGGGGCGGGUGUAUUUCUAACAGAUUUCAAAUGAAACGGGGAUAUGAAAUCAGACUCCUCUUGCACAGCAGUGUGAUCCAUUCCUGGUUUCACUAGGAGUUUAAUAAUCAAGACACCCCUGUUCUUGUUACCUAGACACACUGUGGGGCUGAUCAAGCUGGUAGUAAAACCUGGACUGGGUGACACUGCUGUGCAACAGGAGUCUUAUUUAUAAUCUGUUUUCAAGUCCUGUUUUCACUGUCAGAGCUGCUUCAGGUCAAAUACCCCUCCAGCCCUCAAAUCCGCCAUCCUCGCAUCAGCUGGAGGUGAGGCUUGCUGUAAACCAUUCAUCUGCUGCAGAGUUUACAACACACCUGUACUGUAUUUAUGUUUCCCUCGCUGUUAUGUAUCAAUAAUAGUUUUUUUUUUUUCAAG
Molecule: messenger RNA, 1464 nt
Organism: Acipenser ruthenus (sterlet)
Lineage: Eukaryota; Metazoa; Chordata; Actinopteri; Acipenseriformes; Acipenseridae
Product: proteasome subunit beta type-6
Exons: 6
Coding region: 152-841 (229 amino acids)
Cellular component (GO): proteasome core complex
Molecular function (GO): threonine-type endopeptidase activity
Source: RefSeq, a predicted model, not a curated record